Vombatus ursinus (common wombat) is the source of this 1195-nucleotide messenger RNA. RefSeq names its product zinc finger protein 621-like. Gene Ontology annotation, biological process: regulation of DNA-templated transcription. Bases 134 to 445 code for a protein of 103 amino acids. Lineage: Eukaryota; Metazoa; Chordata; Mammalia; Diprotodontia; Vombatidae. The transcript has 5 exons. The record is from RefSeq and is a predicted model, not a curated record.
CCGCACUGGGUCCCGCAGCGGGACCUCCCACCCGGGAAGGGAUGGGGGAGGCGAGCCGGGCUCCGGCCGCCACAUGCGUCGCAGUUUUAGCUUCUCAAGACUUUAAUGAAAAUGUGAGAAGGUGGUGAAGAGAAUGGCCUCUGAAUGCCUAACAACCUUGUCCCAGAAAUUGUUAACACUGCAAGAUGUGCUUGUAGCCUUUAUCCAAGAGGAAUGGUACCUGUUGGAUCCUGCUGAGAAGGACCUUUUCUGGAAUGUGAUGCUUGAAAACUAUCAGAACUUUGUCUCCCUUGCAUCUUUCCAAAUGUUUCCUGAUGAGCAAGGACUUCCAGAUUCCAUACCACUUCUGAUUUCUCAGUUGGAGAGAAGAGAAGCCCUGUGGCUACCAAUGGAAGCAGUCCUGAAAAGCAUUUAUGUGGAACAAGCCAAAUCCUGCUUGCUGUGAGAAUCCAUCAUAUGCUUGAAGUCAACCGUGAUAGAUAGCCUGUUUUCAAUUCUUCAGGUAAAAUACCCUCAGUUGAUCCUCCUAUAACAUGAACUAACACACCAUUCACCAGUAUGGUUGCUUUCCUCCAGAGUACUUAAGCUUAUCUUUCCUAAAAUAUGGUAUGCAAAUCUGAUGACAAAAUUCUAAAUCUAUUCUAGCUGAGAUGCACAUUCACAAGACUGUCACUCAUGGUCUUAUUCCUCUCCUAACAUAGCCUAAGACUGAAUUUGCUAUUUUGGCUGCCCUUUCACUCUUUGACUCCUUAAUGAGCCUGUUAUCCACCAGAAUUCCAGAUCUUUUUCUUAUGCUCUUCUAGCCAUCCCUCUACCUUUUAUGUGUGUAGUUGAUAUUUUGAACUCAACUGUAAAAUUUUCCACUUUUUUAUUUCAUCGUAUUCAGUUUGGCCCAAUGUUGUUGGAAAUCAAGAUCUUUUGGAAUCUUGGCUGUUAUUAGCUGCCCCUGGCACAUUUGUAUCAACUGCACAUCAGAUAACCAUGGCACAUACACCCUUAGCUAAGCUGUUAAUUGAAAUAUUAAACAGAUCAGGGCCUAGCACAAAUCCCAGGAACAUUGCACCAAAAAUUUCCUUCCAAAAUAACAUAAUAAUAAUAAUAACUGCCAUUUAUAUAGUGUCUGUUAUAUUUCAGAUGCUCUACUAAGCCCUUUACCAGGAGUAUCUCAUUCAGUCCUCAUAAACCCUCCCCCCCC